Molecule: messenger RNA, 1071 nt
Organism: Funneliformis caledonium
Lineage: Eukaryota; Fungi; Glomeromycota; Glomeromycetes; Glomerales; Glomeraceae
Source: the annotation of a GenBank genome assembly
AUGGCACGUUUAAAUCCUUUACGAAAUCCAAGAUUUUUAGUAUUAUGCGGGGUAUUUUCAGUGAUAUUAUUUCUUUUCGUAAUUUUACCGGAAUUUCAAAAUCAUAUCCCGCUACCAAUAACGAUAGAUGAUGUGGAACCAAUUCAGUUAACUCCGGAGAUAUUGAUAGAUCCAACCUUUGGAUAUCAUAAUUAUAGUGAAUUUGUUCAAGGUCAUUUACCAGUCAUUAUAUCAAUACCACAUGGGGGUCAUUUAUUUCCCGACGAAAUACCGGAUCGGAAACAAAAUUUUCCAAGCGUGGUAAAAUCAAAUGACCUUAACACUCAAGAAAUCGGAAGGGCGAUAUCAAAUUUAAUCAUGAAAAAAUUUAAGGGAAGGAAACCUUACAUGAUUGUAAAUCAUUUAGGUAGAAGUAAACUUGAUGUAAAUCGACCAUUGAAAGAGGGUGCUGAAGGAAUUGUGAUUGAACGUUCUCUUUCUGAAACUCAAAUUGCUUGGAAUGAUUAUCAUACGUUCAUGAACGAUGCGGUUGAAGAAGUUGAAGAAAGGUUUGGUCGUGGACUUUUAAUUGACAUUCACGGGCAUGGGCAUUCCGAAAAUUAUAUUGAAUUAGGUUACGUUUUAUCCGCGGAGAAAUUAUCACUUCCAACUGACACGUUAAAUUCGGAUCCAACGAUUCCAACCAGCUCAAGCAUAAGAGCCCUUUAUAAUCGAAAGCAAUCACAUUUAAGUUUUGCCGAGUUAUUACGCGGAAAAACCACCUCACUUGGCGGUAGAUUACAAUCCUAUGGUUAUGAAACCGUUCCAUCCCAUGUUCAUAAGCAUCCGUUGAAGACUGAAAAAUAUUUUCAUGGUGGUUAUAGUGUACAAAAAUACGGCUCAAGGCAUGGUGAACAAGUUGUAGAUGCUAUACAAAUUGAAUUACCGAGAUUACUGAGACUUGGAAAUGAAGAACAAAAAGAACAAUUUCUUUUAGAUAUUUCUGAAAGUAUCUCUUGGUUUGUAAAAGAAUAUUAUUGGAACGGGGGACAAGGUUCAAAACGCUUAACAAUGGAUAUUGAGAAACCAUAA